AUGCCGCAGCGCAAGGCUCACCUCGCCAGCCCUUGGCUCUGCGUUCUCCUCGUGGCGUCCGUCGCCCACCCGGUCUGGUCCCAGAAGCCCCCCAAGCGCAAGAGCCCCGCCCAGCUCCAGGCGGCCGCCUGCUGCGAGGAGGUGCAGGAGCUCAGGGCGCGGGUGGCCAACCUCAGCCACGCGCUGGGCGAGCUGGGCGAGAGGCAGCAGCGGGACUGGGUGAGCGUGGCCAUGCAGGUCACGGAGCUGGAGGGCCAGGCCAAGCGCGCGGCGGCCCGGCUGGCGGACGCGGAGGGCAAGUACUCGGAGAUGCACGAGCAGAUGGGCCUCAUGCAGCUGCAGGCGGCCCAGACCGUCACGCAGACCUCGGCCGAUGCCAUGUAUGACUGCUCCUCCCUCCACCAGAGGAACUACCGCAUCUCAGGCGUGUACAGGCUUCCUCCGGACGACUUCCUGGGCAGCCCAGAGCUGGAGGUGUUCUGCGACAUGGAGACCUCGGGCGGGGGCUGGACCAUCAUCCAGAGGCGCAAGAGCGGCCUCGUCUCCUUCUACCAGGACUGGGCGCAGUACAAGCAGGGCUUCGGCAGCAUCCGCGGGGACUUCUGGCUGGGCAACGAGAACAUCCACCGGCUGUCCAGACGGCCGACCCGGCUGCGCGUGGAGCUGGAGGACUGGGAGGGCAGCGUGCGCUACGCCGAGUACAGCCACUUUGCUCUGGGCGACGAGCUCAACAGCUACCGCCUCUUCCUGGGGAACUACAGCGGCAGCGUGGGGAAGGACGCCCUGUUCUACCACAACAACACGGCCUUCAGCACCAAGGACAAGGACAACGACAACUGCUUGGACAAGUGUGCCCAGCUGCGCAAAGGGGGGUACUGGUACAACUGCUGCACGGACUCCAACCUCAACGGCGUCUACUACCGCCUCGGGGAGCACGCCAAGCACCUGGACGGGAUCAGCUGGUACGGCUGGCACGGGGCGAGCUACUCCCUCAAACGGGUGGAGAUGAAAAUCCGCCCUGAAAACUUCCAGCCUUAACG
Sorex fumeus (smoky shrew) is the source of this 1040-nucleotide messenger RNA. RefSeq names its product angiopoietin like 7 (gene ANGPTL7). Lineage: Eukaryota; Metazoa; Chordata; Mammalia; Eulipotyphla; Soricidae. Bases 1 to 1038 code for a protein of 345 amino acids. The record is from RefSeq and is a predicted model, not a curated record. The transcript has 5 exons.